Messenger RNA from Sorghum bicolor (sorghum), 738 nucleotides. RefSeq lists its product as uncharacterized. NCBI's taxonomy places the organism in Eukaryota, Viridiplantae, Streptophyta, Magnoliopsida, Poales, Poaceae. The record is from RefSeq and is a predicted model, not a curated record. The transcript has a single exon. The coding region runs from base 1 to 363 and encodes 120 amino acids.
AUGGCGCCGGCGCCGGUGGCGGAGGCCGAGGCUCCCGCGCCGGCAGCCGGCAGCGGCGAGGCCGGGGCUGGCGAGGGGUGGCAGCGUCCCGAGGGGGUGUUUGAUUUACCAUGGCAGAAGUGCCGCGGCGGGCUCGGCGUGGCGAGCGGCGGCGGUGGGUGGGAGCUCCGGGACGUGUUCUUCCGCUCGCUGGUGGACGGGCACGCCGCUGCGAUCGGGGUGCCCGGCGACCGUCUCUCCGCGCCGCCCAGCAAGCGGACCCUGUUCGACGAUGUGGACGCGUGGCUCGCCUCGGCCGGCGACGGCGAGGUGGACCCGCUAUGGCGGUCGGUGCUGGAGGCGGGGCCCAGGCCCGCCGCGUGACGACGUACGCCAGCCAAACAUGCCGAUCGUGUAGACUGCCAGGUGCCUCGGGGCCCACCUGGCGGCCGCUCAGGGUCUAUCGUGUCAGCAGCAGUGCCCUCACAAAUACUAGGAAAGGAAAGAAGAGAAGAUUUCAUCGUAUUUUAAUUUCAAAUGUCUGUUUAGUUUGCUACAAGGUUGCAUUACAUUAGGUUAUCUCUAUGUAGCUAGAUCGUCGCUGAGUGUUAUGCUUAGUUCUUUAUUAUCAUCUUCAAAGGUUUAAUUUAGCUUAGAGUCCCGAUUAAAUUUUAGGGAAAAAGACUUUGAGCAUGCAUGUUCAUGGGUAUGUGAUGACAAGUUACAAAUGAAGAAACUUGGAUGAAUUUAAAAAUGUCA